GAGAAAGUUUAGACGCCACUUCCCCUUGAAACUGUCAAUGCGCCAGAGCUCGUUUUUAACAGUUAUUUAAAAUGUCUAAGUGGAUCCGUUUCGUCAGUGCAUUAGUGUUUUACGCAGUUCGUAUAAACGCGGAAAUUCAAGUAAGUCAGCCGCCUUCUGUGUCCGCCUCCCCGGGACAGAACGCGCAAUUGACCUGUACCCUGUCUGGUUCCGGUUCAGGCAUCACCGACGUGUCCUGGUUCCAACAGAUUCUUGGGAAAGCUCCCAGACUUCUACUAUACUAUUAUUCCAACACCGUUUACAAAGGUCCGGGAAUUACAGACCGUUUCUCCCUCUCAGUAUCAGGCAUGACCUCGACAUUCUCAAUACCUAAUGUUCAAUUGGAGGACGCUGCGGACUAUUACUGUACUGUGUGGGUAAGCAGUGCACUGUUCUUCGGCCAAGGAACGAGGCUGGGUAUUGGAAACCCCAGGGCACCUGUCGUGACCGUUCUGCCGCCUUCAGCGGAUGAAGUUGCGGCAAAAGGCACCGCCACACUGGUGUGUUUAGUGAACGGGUUUAUGCCGGGCGCUGUGGACAUUGAGUGGACUGUUGACGGUGGUGUGAGAAGGGAUGGCGUUGUGACCAGCCCGAUUCAGCAGGAAAAGGACAAUACGUUCAGUGCGAGCAGUUACCUGACUGUCCCAGCCCUAGACUGGAAAACACACGAACUUUACUCCUGUGUGGUUAAACACGAGAGUCAGGAAAACCCAUUUAAGGCAAACAUCGAGAGAUCCAGCUGUAUCUGAUGUCGGAAAUUUAUGAGCUGAUUUGGCAAAGUUUGUUGAUCACUAUUCAGUUCUUCCAUGUGGAAACAAUACUGUACUUCGGAGUUUUCAUAAAAAAUGCAAUUUGAAGUGGACAGUUUGAAUAUUAUGAUCUUUUCACUUUAAAUGCAGUUCUGUUGAAAGAUUGUAGAUGUUGAUUGACGCAUAAAGAUGAAUUAAUCUUGCUUUUGUGCAUUCAAUAACGUUAACCAGUGACACGGAUAUUGCUGUUAGAACCCAGGUAUUCUUAACAGCCGUUGAAUAAAAUGAACGGACGGGUCACAA
This is a messenger RNA of Pristis pectinata (smalltooth sawfish), 1091 nucleotides long. Its product is annotated as immunoglobulin lambda-1 light chain-like. Bases 72 to 788 code for a protein of 238 amino acids. The transcript is spliced from 3 exons. The record is from RefSeq and is a predicted model, not a curated record. Lineage: Eukaryota; Metazoa; Chordata; Chondrichthyes; Rhinopristiformes; Pristidae.